Molecule: messenger RNA, 530 nt
Organism: Macadamia integrifolia
Lineage: Eukaryota; Viridiplantae; Streptophyta; Magnoliopsida; Proteales; Proteaceae
Product: histone H4-like
Exons: 1
Coding region: 113-424 (103 amino acids)
Biological process (GO): nucleosome assembly
Cellular component (GO): nucleosome
Molecular function (GO): DNA binding; structural constituent of chromatin; protein heterodimerization activity
Source: RefSeq, a predicted model, not a curated record
AAAACCCUCAUGAACCUCUCCCGAACUCACCGAAGCGGAAAGCAAAAGCUAAGCACAGGUUUGCAUUCUAUUUUGAUCUUAGCAAAGACCAGCUUGAAGAAAGCUUCCGAAGAUGUCUGGUCGUGGUAAGGGCGGUAAGGGUUUAGGAAAAGGAGGAGCGAAGCGUCAUAGGAAGGUGUUGCGAGAUAACAUCCAGGGUAUUACGAAGCCUGCGAUUCGUCGUCUUGCGAGGAGGGGAGGUGUUAAGAGAAUCAGUGGUCUUAUCUAUGAAGAGACUAGGGGUGUUCUCAAGAUCUUCCUUGAGAAUGUUAUUCAAGAUGCUGUGACGUAUACGGAGCACGCAAGGAGGAAGACAGUGACGGCCAUGGAUGUCAUUUAUGCCCUGAAGAGGCAGGGGAGGACUCUCUAUGGAUUCGGCGGUUAAGGAUUUCCUUUCUGCUUUCUAUUGUAUUUUUUGAAAUCAUUGAUGAUUGUAGAUGUCGUUUGUACUUGUUCCUGAAUCUCAAUAUAGUUCAGUUGUUUCUAUGCCA